AUGUCAACCAGAUUAUCGAAGCCCCAGCGAACCGAACUCCAGAACGUUAUUAUAAGCAAAUUCAAGGGCGAGGAAACCAUCACAGAUGAAGAAAUAGCUAAGCGAAUUGUCUCCUGCACCACGCGAACUAUUCGUCGUGCUCGUUCCAAAAUACUCAAACAUGGCACUAUCGACCCUCCACGUCGAGCUACAGGUCGACCAAGAGAAGUGACAGAGAACAUGUGGCUUGCUCUCAAGAACCACCUAGAAGAGCAUCCUUGCCUGAGUCAACAAUCCAUGGCUGAUUUCCUUUUUGAGCAAUACCAGGUUAAAGUAUCACGAUUCAACAUCGGUAGGGUGUUGAAACGAGCUGGCUGGACGAAGAAGGUCACACGGACUAUUGCGAAAGAGCGCAACCCAGAUCUACGAGACGAUUACAUAGAACGACGAUCACACUACAAAGUCAAACAAAUGAUAUUUAUUGAUGAAAGUGGAAGUGAUCGGGGUCUCGCAAUUCUGGAACGUGGUUACGCCCCGAAAGGUGUAACGCCGGUACAGACCAAGCGAUUCCACCGAGGAAAGAGAGUCCAAGUGCUGCCAGCAUACACUAUUGACGGUGUGAUUUACUCCGAGGUGUAUGAGGAAAAUACGGACGUGAACAUAGUUGAGGGCUUCCUCGAACGACUUCUGCCCUUGUGCGGCAGAUACCCAGCGCCACGAUCCGUCAUUUUCAUGGAUAACGCCUCGUUCCAUUUCUUCUCCCCGGCUCUGAAAGACAAGUUUACCCAAGCGGGCGUGAUCAUUGAAUACCAGUCACCGUACUCUCCAGACUUGAACCCGAUCGAGUAUUUAUUUGGCUCAGUCAAGAAUCGUAUUAGGAAGCAAUUCCUGGAGGACGAGGAUCUUAUCCAGGGCGAUUUUAAAUCGUAUCUCCAGAUGCAAAUUAGAGUUGUGGGAGAGAACAAGAGAGUUGCGAGGGGUCAUUUUCGGAAGGCACAGAUUUCAACGGAAGAAGCUUAG
Colletotrichum truncatum is the source of this 999-nucleotide messenger RNA. Its product is annotated as TPR domain-containing protein. The record is from RefSeq and is a predicted model, not a curated record. Gene Ontology annotation, molecular function: nucleic acid binding. NCBI's taxonomy places the organism in Eukaryota, Fungi, Ascomycota, Sordariomycetes, Glomerellales, Glomerellaceae.